AUAAUUCAUUUAACAUGUUUGCUAUUUCUUUUUAGAUGUUGGAUGAAUCACAGACCUUAUUACCAGUAGAUGAACUUAAGAAAAGAUUUGAUCAAGAAGGCAUCUCACUGGAACGUCCUGUUGCAACUUCGUGUGGCACUGGUGUAACUGCUUGCAUUCUUGCACUGGGACUCCACCGGCUUGGGAAGCCGGAUGUCGCUGUCUAUGACGGAUCUUGGACUGAAUGGGGAGGUCACUCUGACACGCCUGUUGAUACUACUUCAUAAAUUAUGAAAGUAAUACAGUAGGAGGUUCGGAAACAACAUGAGCCGGAUGAAGUCUUAAUGGAAUCUGUGUCCCGUUUUGUCGAAAAAGGUUGUACUUAUAAAUAAAGGUUGAUGUACUUGUUGUCAUAAUUUUUUUCUUUUUCAUAAGUAGUUUGUGUGGGAUUUGAAAGUACCAAAACCCUCCAACUCAGAACACAGUUUGAAGCAAUUUCACAAACUUGUUAAUUUAUUAAUUUAUUUUUAUAA
This is a messenger RNA of Carica papaya (papaya), 512 nucleotides long. The record is from RefSeq and is a predicted model, not a curated record. Lineage: Eukaryota; Viridiplantae; Streptophyta; Magnoliopsida; Brassicales; Caricaceae.